CACUGUUUGUCCCGGGGCGCUUGCCGUACUGUUGCAUGCACUUGGAGCUUACCUUGCUAAGCGGUAUCUGUGAGCCUACAUGGAUAUUAUAAUCGAUAAUGGGGAAUGCGCAGAGUUACAUUGUGGCCUCGCUGUCUGUAUGUUCCGUGUAUUUGGUUUACGUUCACGUUUACUGCGCUCACAAGCUGCUGAAAACAACCGAACUGCAUAGCGACAAACUUCCGAGUGAUGCGUAUGUUUACAUGAAAUACCUGAGCAGAAGAGUGACCCGGAGAGCAGGCUGCUUAUACGGUACAGAGAAACAAGAAGCUGGUUAUACAGUGGUCAGCUGCAGGGUGGAGGAUGCUCUGUUGCGGAGGUUCUGCAGUGCUGCAGGUUAUGGUUGGGAUUAUCCAGACAGUGAAUACAGAGACAUCCCGCUGUGCUUCCUGGAGUUUCUCUGCGGCAGACCUCUCCUUAUGUUGUUAACUCAUGAAAACUUCAGGCUCAGCCCAGCAGGUCUUGUUCAUGUGCGUCAGAGUUUAAAAACCUUUCAGCCAAUCGAUGAGCUGAAGAAGGGUCCAUUCACCCUGCGGGUGCAAGUCCUGGGGUACCAGCCGACUGAUCUAGGGGUGGAGGUGGACAUCUGUCUGUCUGCUACUUCCCGCUCCAGAUGCGUAGUGUGGGAGAGCAUCCUGACACUGCUUUCCGAAAACAAGCUUCACAAAGCCAUCAGAUGUUCACCUAAGAAUGAAAAUGAGAGUGAGAAAGAUGAGCCAGCACCGGACACUCUGAAGCAGGUGGAGCUCAAAGUUCCCUGGACUCCUGACCUGAAGUGUACAUGGAGUUUUCCAUGUAAGCUCCUCUCUCUGCCGGCCAGGCUCUUUAGAUUCACUCCUCACAGAGUACCGAGUCUCUGGAUGUUCUCUGUCUGCUUGGCUGAAAUUGAAAAGCACAAAGGGGUUAAAGUGAUCACCGCUCCCAUUACCGUCACUGCCCAGUUUAAGGAGCCUCUGCUGGUUCCAGGAAAGGUGACGGUCAGUUUUUGGGAGGCACCGGAAAAUAAGCAUCAGUCCCAAAGCCUCUACUUUCAGAUGCAGCAACACAGAGGGGGCAAAGCUCACCUGGUGGGACUGAUUUCUAGGUGUUGAUGAUUAACAAAGAAUGUUGUUAUUUGUUGUUCAGAUUUUCACUGUUAACAGUUUGACUGUCAGUAGAUUGGCAGGUUACAGUCAACUGAAUUCUGUUUUCUUACACCUCCCAAUUCAAGUGCAUAAUCUCAGCUACGGUGGCUGUUAUAGAACAAAACGUUUUAGUCACCUAAGAGAGAUCAAAACCAAUACAUUUACCCAGCUGCUGCUGGCUGGCGUAUUUCUACUACUGUUUGUGUAAAACAAAUAUGUUUUUCUACACAGUAUUUUUGAAUAUGUUGAAUAAUGUCAAACUUUUCUGAACUUUUCUGUCAUAAGCACUGCUGUUUUUUGCUGCUGUUAGUCUGCCAGCUGCUCUUGUUUGCUGCUUUGAAGUAGAUUCAGACACUUGGCGAAUUAACUCUCAUAUGAUGUGAGAAUAUAAUCAAGCUGUUUAUCAGAGGGAAUGCGUGGUUUCAAGGAUACUUGAUCCUAUCGUUAGCUGGUAUCGAGUUAGCUCAUAACCAGCUGUUUUCGUUUAGUUGGCUCAUUGUCGGCUCAUUGUCGGCUGUUCAGAGGAGAGUUGUGUGUCUAAUAAAUGAGGAAUAAAUGA
Molecule: messenger RNA, 1722 nt
Organism: Haplochromis burtoni (Burton's mouthbrooder)
Lineage: Eukaryota; Metazoa; Chordata; Actinopteri; Cichliformes; Cichlidae
Exons: 5
Coding region: 99-1130 (343 amino acids)
Source: RefSeq, a predicted model, not a curated record